Eleginops maclovinus (Patagonian blennie) is the source of this 1868-nucleotide messenger RNA. It is a transcript of the gene trhra, whose product is annotated as thyrotropin-releasing hormone receptor a. Gene Ontology annotation, biological process: phospholipase C-activating G protein-coupled receptor signaling pathway. The record is from RefSeq and is a predicted model, not a curated record. Lineage: Eukaryota; Metazoa; Chordata; Actinopteri; Perciformes; Eleginopidae. The transcript is spliced from 2 exons. The coding region runs from base 215 to 1462 and encodes 415 amino acids. Gene Ontology annotation, cellular component: membrane. Gene Ontology annotation, molecular function: thyrotropin-releasing hormone receptor activity.
AAUCUGCUUUUUUAAGGAAUGGGAAUUCCAUUUGAGUUUAAUUUGCAAUAUCAAAAACGGUCUUCACUGGAGAAGAAAAUACUAUUUGCCUGGAUUAUAUGUGGAUGACAUUAAGUUUUUUGAGGAUUUAUGCUUGUUGGACUUCUAGGGCCCUGCAGGUAAUUACAAUGUUUAUGUGUGAUUAAUCCCUGGUGCAAUUGUUUGAUUUCUUAAUAUGGAAAACCUCACCAUGGACAAUAUGACCAUGGAGAAUGACACACUUGUGCACGACAAUCAAACCACGCUGGGUGUUUGGACUGACUACACAAGUGAAUACAAAGUGGUCAGCGUGUUUUUGGUGUCCCUUAUUUGUGGAAUGGGGAUUGUGGGGAAUGUGAUGGUGAUCAUGGUGGUGCUGACCACCAAACACAUGCGGACCCCAACUAACUGUUACCUGGUGAGCCUGGCCGCGGCUGACCUGAUGGUGCUGACGGCUGCCGGGCUGCCCAACAUCACCGACGCCCUGCACGGACAGUGGGUGUACGGCUACGCGGGGUGCCUGGGCAUCACUUAUUUCCAGUACCUAGGAAUAAACGCGUCCUCCUGUUCCAUCACAGCCUUCACCGUGGAGCGCUACAUCGCCAUCUGCCACCCCAUCAAAGCGCAAUUCCUGUGCACUUUAUCCAGGGCGAAGAAGAUCAUCAUGCUGGUGUGGGCGCUCACCUCCGUCUACUGCGUAAUGUGGCUCUUCCUCUCGGACACGGAAAAGUUGGUGUAUGACAACGUGGUGUUGCUCAGCUGCGCCUACAAGGUGUCCAGGAGUUACUACCUGCCCAUUUACUUCACGGAUUUCGCGGUGUUUUAUGUGCUGCCCCUCAUGCUGGCCACGGUUCUGUACGGACUGAUCGCCCGGAUACUUUUCCUCAACCCGCUGCCUUCUGAUCCCAUGAACAGCACCAAGAAAUGGAAGAAGGAGGCGAGUCAGGGGGGAAGGAUGAUCAGCACCUGCUCCUCCAGCAGCACCACGGCCACUUCGCGCAGACAGGUGACAAAGAUGCUGGCUGUGGUGGUAGUCCUCUUCGCCUUGCUUUGGAUGCCCUACCGGACCCUAGUGGUUGUCAACUCCUUCCUGGACGACGCCUACCUGGACACAUGGUUCCUGCUCUUCUGCCGACUCUGCAUCUACCUGAACAGCGCCAUCAACCCGGUCAUCUACAACGCCAUGUCCCAGAAGUUCCGUGCUGCUUUUAAGAAGUUGUGUCACUGCGGCCCACAACGUAUGGAGAAACCAGCUUCUUACAGUGUAGCGCUGACCUACAGCGCCAUCAAGGAAUCGUCCAAUGGGGAAAGUCCAGACCACUUCACUUCUGAGUUGGAAGAAAUGACCACGCCGACAGAUCAGUACUUACCUGGCGUUUUGCCAAGUAGCAAGAAGAUGCCGUUCGUAAAGCCCUCCCUGUCAGGGAGUAAUGUCAAAGUCUGACUAUAAACAAACGUUGCACUUAAAGACGGUAGCAGAGACUCAGCUGCAGCUGCAGGACGGAAUUAGUUUCCCAUGGGACUUUUUUUUGAUGAGAAGAUUUAAAUAAAAUACCCAGACACUAUUAAUUUGAUUUCACCAAGGUGUUUUCCCUUCCUUUUUCUUUUUGGCAAUACAAUUUUCCCAAAACAUAACAGGAUGCUAUUUGAUGAGCCAACUUCAGCAUUUUAUACAAAGCAAAUACAGGUAGCUUUCACAAACCUUGCAAAGACACAAUUUAUUGGUACAACAAACAGAAACUAAAUUGGAGUAUCCACUUCCCCCGUCCCCCUCCACACAAAACAGAACCAGACUAAUAUGCCACACUUAAUAUUGGGUAGUUUUGUUUUAUAUGAUGGGGCUGAGUGAU